AUGGUUCAAACAUUCAACCCUGAUGAACAUUUAAAAAUAAUUAAUGAAUGUCAUAACUGUAUAUCAACACCAAAUAAUGAAGAUUUAAGACAAUCGCUUUUAAAUAAAAUCCUACCUCAAACAAAGCUUCUUAAUGGUUGGUUACCUUAUUUACAGCAAAUAACAGACUCCCAGCGAACAGUUUUAAAAACAAUGGCACAUCAAAAUAUUCAAGCAAGGGAUUUAUUGGCUAAAUACAACGAAUUAUUGGCAAAUAAGAAUGCUGAAAGUUCAAAUUCCGACCAAAAAUCAAGUCACGAAGAUGAAGAAACCUUGCCGCAAAAAGUUGGCAAAGUAAAUGAGCAAUUUGAAUGUGAGCUCGAGAAAAUAAAUAAACAACUUUUAGAAAAUAAGAAAUUAGAUGCUCAAAUUGUUAAAAAUGAAUUAAAAAAUGCCGAGAAAAAAGCUUUAACUUUAGAGGCUGCACUUGGAGAUGCUACUAAUUUUAAGAAAAAUAACGAUACUUUUAAGGAUGUUUUAGGAUUCAUCCUUCAAAGUAUAAUAAUUUAUAAAGUAUUUUCUGCGAUAGAAAAUAUAACAUACAGAAACAAAAAUGGAAAUUUCAAUUAUUUUGAAACAGCAAUUAUGAAUUAUACUAAUGAAAUAAUUGAAUGGACCACUAAACUAUCCCAAACCCGACCUGGAAAUGAUCAUGUUACCAAGAUGACCCCUAUCAAAAUUCGACAACAAAUAUAUGAAGCUCUUGCAUUGCGUGGAUUCAACAAUUAUAAUAAUAAAUCUAUUAAUUCAAUCAGAGAUGAUAUUAUGAAUGAAAUGAACAAAUAUCGUGAAAUUCUGGACGAAGAAAAAAAAAGAAGAAUGUCACUAGGAACUGGCCCGUUCUGGUAUUAA
Entrophospora sp. SA101 is the source of this 891-nucleotide messenger RNA. The record is from the annotation of a GenBank genome assembly. NCBI's taxonomy places the organism in Eukaryota, Fungi, Glomeromycota, Glomeromycetes, Entrophosporales, Entrophosporaceae.